Molecule: messenger RNA, 1458 nt
Organism: Ceratitis capitata (Mediterranean fruit fly)
Lineage: Eukaryota; Metazoa; Arthropoda; Insecta; Diptera; Tephritidae
Exons: 7
Coding region: 463-1395 (310 amino acids)
Biological process (GO): positive regulation of DNA-templated transcription
Cellular component (GO): nuclear body
Source: RefSeq, a predicted model, not a curated record
CAAGGGAGCAUGUGGAGGGGUGGUUAAUGUCGUGCGGAGACUCUCCACUUGCAUGGCAUACGUUGGAUAUGAUGGGGUUGAGUCUAGAUAAGUGGGAUCUUAACCUUAACAACAAUCUGCUACAGUAUCCAGACCUAAAUUGUGCCAUUCUGAUAAGGCUAAUGUGCCCUGCUUACUUGCUAUCUUCACCGGCGUACGAGAGCUCUACAACUUACACAAUGGGUUUCAAGUAAGUACUUUGUGUGAAUCACCAUUUAUAUCUUUCCUUCUUGCAGCCCAUCUCACCAUUGUUGAGGUUGUACAAUGUUCGUAACAUAAGAAAUUUCCGACCUCGUGAAGACGACCGGUAAACUAUCAAAUAUAUCAUAUCGAUUUCACCAGCGCUUGACUAUGCAAAGUAACGGCGAUAAAUUUUCAUCUUCUCCAUGUACAUGAAUCAGAGAACGUAAACAAAACGAUAAAAUGGACUCAGAAUCUAAGAGACCACAGAAGAAGAAGAGAGUUAUAUGGUCGAUGGAGGCAGUAAAAUACCUAUUAGAGUUAUGGAAGGAGAAUAAGCCCAGGAUGGAAUCCACAAAAAGAGCUGGCCCAAUUUACGAAGAAAUGUCAAUGAAACUGAGGAAAGGUGGAUACAACUUCAGCGCAGACGAAAUUAAGGGGAAACUUCAUAACUUAAGUAAUAAAUAUAAGGCAGAAAGAACGAAACUGAGAAGUGGGCACAAUUUUGAAGGUGAAUGGGACCUGUACAAUGCCUUAGAUUAUUUGUUAGGUAAUAAUAGAAAAUAUGAGUGGAAAAGUUUGCUUGAUGAAUAUACAGAUCCUCUUUAUGAAAGCCGGCAAUCAGUGGAUAGUGAGGCAGAGACAGAAACGGAAGAUCCUAUACUCAAAGUAGAGCUUGAGGACCAUAUGUCACCUCAACAGCCUCCUUUUGAAAAGACCAGCAAUGUUGCGGCUUCGGAUAUGGAGAACUUCGAGGUCGAAAGUGAUAAUGAAACUUUAUCUAAAUUAAAGAACUUGAAAUCCAGUAGGAGGGAUAGUGAUACUAACGCCCGAGUAAGCUCUAAUUUUCGAAUAAUUGGCGAUAGAUCAACCCGGAGACUGAAAAUUUUCGAUCCAGAUAGAAACAAUUCCUUCCGCAAAAAUGUGUGGGCAUUACCUUUAACACAACUAAAGCGCAACGAUAAACCCAGUGUUGAAACGCUAACGGAAGCAAGAUUGGAGCUUAUCCAGUUGCAAAAGGAAAGCACUAAACAAGAAAUGGAAUAUCGAAAAGAAGAAUUUGAACAAAAGACCCGCGAACACAAGCAGCGCAUGAGAAUUACUCAAAAAGAACAUGAAUUCCGCAUGAAGUUAAUGCAAAGUAAUUUAGAAAAUGCAUUGGAUGAGGUCGCAUAGGACAAAAAAAAUUAUAUAAAAUAUACUAUAUAUAAAUGUAUUUUAACUUUAAAACUAAACAGA